AUGGCGCCCGCAGCCUCGCCAGAGAAGAAGGCCCGGGAGGAGGUAACGGAGGCGCCAGUAGAUUGGACGACUACAGAGGAGCGCGCACUCGUGCGCAAGAUAGACAUGCACUGUAUGCCCGCGCUGAUGAUUCUUUUCCUGCUAAACUUCAUCGUACGCCACCGCAACAACCUUGCGAACGCUCGCUUACAAGGCCUCCAAGAGGACCUCAGCCUCAACGAUACCGAAUUUGCUACCUGUUUAUCCGUGCUAUUUGCAGGCUACAUCGUCAUGCAAAUACCGUCGAACAUGGUCAUGAACUCAAUUUCGAAGCCGCGCCUGUUCAUGAGCGCCGUCGUCGCUUUGUGGGGUACCAUAUCUGCGCUCACGUCGCUCUGUCACGACUUCUCUCACCUCGUAGUCUGCCGCUUUUGGCUCGGCUUCGUCGAGGCGGCGUUCUAUCCGUCAUCAGUAUACUACCUCUCUAGGUGGUAUACGCGUAAGGAGAUUGGGCUGAGGAUUGCGCUCAUGAACGUCGGGAAUAUGCUCGCACAGGGCCUUGGCAGUCUGCUUGCUGCGGGUAUUCUGCAUGGAAUGGAGGGCGUGCGCGGCAUUCGGGGCUGGCGAUGGCUCUUCAUCAUCGAAGGCUCCAUAACCGUCGCCUUCGGCGUCAUGAUGCCUUUGAUCCUCUCGGACUACCCGACGACCACGCGCUGGCUCUCCGACCGCGAGCGCGAGAUCUCGCAGGGUCGGCUGGCGAAGGAGGUCGGGAUCGACGACGAGCCCGACGAGAGCGAGAAGUCGCGCAAGGGGAUGUUCCGAGGUCUCACCCUUGCUCUGACGGACCCGAAGGUCUGGGCACUAGCCAUCAUGUACUUCCUCUACAUCAUCGGCCUCUCCUUCGCGCAAUACAUGCCAACCAUCACCAAGACGCUCGGCUUCAACACCACCGUCACGCUCCUCCUGACGUUCCCGCCUUGGGCCUUCGGCACCCUCUUCGCUGUCGCGAACUCGUGGCACUCGGACAAGACGGGAGAGAAGUUCUUCCAUAUUGCGGCGAGCUAUGGGUUUGCGCUGCUGGGAUUUAUUGUGGCGAUGUCGACGAAAUCCAUCGCGGGGAGGUACAUAGCCCUGUUUGGGAUGUGCAUGGGGUAUAGUGGUGGUAUCAUCAUCAUCGGUUGGGUCAGCUCGUCCGUCCCUCGACCUCCUGUCAAGCGAGCUGCCUCAAUCGCGUUCGUGCUUGCGUUCGCCAACUCUGCGCAGAUCCCCUCCUCUUACCUCUGGCCUUCAAAGUGGGGACCCGACUAUACACAGACCUUCAUCAGCCAGAUCUGCUUCCUCGUCACCAGCUUGGGGAUAGGCUUCGGCUAUCGCCAGUACCUCGUCCACCUCAACAAGAAGCUGGAGCGGGGCGAGUUGAACAUACUGACCGAUGGGACGGCCCCAAGCACUGUGCAGAAGACAGCGAGCGUACUGCGCACGACCGUGCAGCAAGAGGAGGAAUUGGUCCAAUCCUUCCGGUUCUUGUAUUGACGAGUAUAUGUAUCUAAUCGGGGACGUAUAUCACAUCUGUUAUGCUCG
This is a messenger RNA of Schizophyllum commune H4-8, 1560 nucleotides long. Its product is annotated as MFS general substrate transporter. Gene Ontology annotation, molecular function: transmembrane transporter activity. Gene Ontology annotation, biological process: transmembrane transport. The transcript has 15 exons. The record is from RefSeq and is a predicted model, not a curated record. Bases 1 to 1512 code for a protein of 503 amino acids. NCBI's taxonomy places the organism in Eukaryota, Fungi, Basidiomycota, Agaricomycetes, Agaricales, Schizophyllaceae. Gene Ontology annotation, cellular component: membrane.